Molecule: messenger RNA, 2169 nt
Organism: Colletotrichum siamense
Lineage: Eukaryota; Fungi; Ascomycota; Sordariomycetes; Glomerellales; Glomerellaceae
Gene: EO-1
Product: 2-methylene-furan-3-one reductase
Exons: 7
Coding region: 1-2169 (722 amino acids)
Molecular function (GO): oxidoreductase activity, acting on NAD(P)H
Source: RefSeq, a predicted model, not a curated record
AUGGAUGUCGAAAUCCCGGCAAUUCACCCGGCGGUCGCCGUCAGAGCUCCCCGCGAGCCACUCAUUCUCAUCGAUGCACCGACGUAUCCACCCGAUGCCGGCGAAGUCAUUGUGAAGGUUGAAUGGACUUCUUCGACACCUUAUCACCUGCACCAGGCCGACGGAGGAUUAUUGAUCGACAUGUUCCCCCGCAUUCUUGGCGACACUUUCGCAGGGACGGUGCUUAUGGUUGGCCCCGGCCCGCAUCAUGUCGAUCUCGAAGUUGGCGACAAAGUUCUGGGAUACUCAUUCCGCGACGUCAAGGAUGGCAAAGAGAAGGCUGCACAGACGCUCAUCACUGUACCGACAUAUUUGCUCGGCAAGAUGCCGCAAGGCUUGACCAUGCAAGAGGCUGUCACUGUUCCCGACAACAUUGUCACCGUUUUCCAGGCUGCCGUCAUGGAUCUCGGCCUGCCGCUGCCGUGGCCUAUUCCCGAAGGGUGGACCCCUCCGGAGGCCGACGCGCCGAUUUUGCUUUGGGGCGGGGCCGGGUCCGUGGGAAUGUACUCCAUCGAAGUCUUCCGGCAUUGGGGAUACAAGAACCUCGUCGUCGUCUCGAGCAAGAAGCAUCACGAAUAUUUGAAGUCACUUGGCGCCACCAUCUGUUUCGAUUACCGAGACAAGCACGUUGUCGAUGAAAUCCGGGAGUACCUUGGGCCGCAAGGUGUGCCCUACGUGAUCGACUGCAUCGGACACUUGACGGGGUCAUUAGGGCACAUCACAAAACUGGCGGACGACGGCACCAAAGUUGCUGUGAUGCUGCCGGUGGUCAUCAGUGACCCGACAGAAAUUCAAGCACCUGUCUAUCAGAUGACGGAGCCAGCGGAAGGACAGUGGAAGGAGGGUGUCAUUGUCAAGGGGGUUCGAACGCAUUUUUAUCUCAAGAACGAACUCUUCAAAGACAAGAUGCAAUGUGAGAUCAUUCCGACGUUACUCGAGCAGAAGGUCGUGCGGCCGAACCCUCAGAGGAUAGUGGAAGGCGAGACACUGCUGGAAAGGGCACAGGAUGCGAUCGUGCUACUGAGAAACAAGGCAUUUUUCGUGCAAACGACCAUGGCCUCAUCAAUGUUGGCUAUCACGGCACCAAACUACACUGACCCUUCGGGAUACCAGCUCUCCACAAUAUCCCAACCAGUUAUCUCCGACCCUACGGAUGUCCUAUUUCGGGUUCACGCAGCGAGUAUCAACCCAGUAGAUGUGAAGAAAGCGGCUGGCAUUUUCAAGCUUGCGGUAAAGGAAAGCUUUCCAUACCAGAUUGGAUAUGAUUGCGCUGGGGUCGUAACGCAAGUCGGCAAAGACGUAAAAGGCAUCAAAGUUGGGGACGAAGUUUUUUCUCGCUUACCAGAAGCAAAUCGAGGAGCAUGGAGCGAAUAUGCCAAAUGCCCGGAACACUAUGUCGCAUUGAAGCCCAAAAACCUUUCAUUUGAGGAUGCUGCGUCGUUGCCGUUGGCCGGCAUGACGGCGUUGCAGACAUUAAGUCGAUAUCAGGGUUCGCUUGCAAGCAAGACGGUAUUUGCUCCCGCGGGCUUGAGUGGUACAGGAGCAUAUGCUUGCCAGCUGGCGAAGAAGGUUUUCAAUGCCGGCAAGGUGAUCACCACCGUCUCGACUUCAAAGGUUGACCAAGUGCCCAAGCUGUUGGGAGAGGGCACAGUCGAUCAAGUGAUUGAUUAUACCAAGGAGGAUCCGACAAAGGUGAUUCCACGCGCAUCAGUGGACUUCAUCUUGGACACGACGGGUGAAGCCAUGUCUUUUCUUCAUCUCAUGGUUCCGUCAACCAGCCUUAUCGUCUCCAUCUCAACGCAGCCAUCUGGUACCCAACUUCAGCAGUCGAGCGUGAUGAGACGACCUGAUAAUCCACGACUUCCGUGGUUCGGGCGCUUGUUCUUGGAUUUUUUCGACACGUAUCGUAGGACACGGGCUCGAAGAUGGGACGUGGCGUACGAGUAUUUGUUCCUUGACCCCAACGCGAAGGAUCUCAAGACACUGGCCGGGCUUGCGGAGGAGGGAAUGAUUACGCCGGUAGUUGGAUGCACGGUGAAUCUCAAAGAUGUUGAUGAAGUCAAGGCUGCAUGUGGGACAGUAUACAACGGGAAGGGAGGGUUAGGCAAGACAGUGAUUAGGGUUGGCUAG